ACCAGUGUGGCCAACCUAGCAGUCCAAAAAUCCUGUUUAUAUUAGGCCCGGUUAUGAAAUGGCGGAUGGUGUUUUAUUGUCAAAGACCGAGUGCUUUUAAACAAAAAGACUAAGACUGUUGUCGCCUCCUAGCAUUUUGUAAAUGAAUGGCAACGAGUCCUGUUGUGACCCGAACGCGCACCAAAAUAUGGGGUGAAUGCUCGCCUGAAAAUUCGGUCGUAUUUCACACACAAGUCGAAAAAAUCGACUCAAGUAAACUUUAAUGUCCUCAACUGUUCGGUUACGUGAUGGAAAUAGACGUUACACCCGAGGCGAGUGACGGUGCUUCGAGUCAAGGCGAGGAAGAAAAUGCCGAAAAAGUGGUGUCAGAAAAAGCGGCCCCCGAGCCCACGAAGAAGGCCAUCAAGCUCGCGCUGCGACAGCAGGCCAAACGCAGGAAAAAGAACACGACGAUUGCAUCGGGAAACAGUUCGACGGUUCCUCGUAUAAUAGUCAAACCGUUGCCUCCGCAGCCCCCCGAGGAGACGCCCCCAGCCAAAGCCCCUACGAUGCGGGAAGUCCUAGCGUCGAUUCCCGGCUUCACUAUGAAACCCAGACGACGCACUAACAAGAAACUUUCAACUGCAGCGCAAUUGGAACAAACCAAAGAGGGCUGCAUCGAUUUGGAGACUCCUGACUCGAUCCUUGUCAACACAAACCUGCGAUUACUACUCAACAAAGCGACUUUUGCCUCUCUACCACUUCUGUACCAAAACAAACUAGUGCAAUUAUUACCAGACGUUGAUCGAAAUAAUAGUGUAACAAAUUCGACGGAUUCGCUCGAACUUAGCAAUUCCGGACUCAAUAACGAGUUUUUUGCACGGGCUUGUGUCGAAUGGCAAGAUCGGCUCGCCGAAGGCGAAUUCACACCAGAAAACCAACAAAAAUUGAAAUUGGAAGCUGACAAAGAACGUAGUAAAUUAGAUCCCUGGAAAUUGAAACAUUUCGAACCGAUUUGGGGCGACAGGAGUCAAACUGAGCCGCCUCAAAACUUCAACACACCCCUGGCAUCAAGACCGCCAAUCAAAACCACGAUCAAAUUACGACCCACAACAACAGUCACCAAUAAAGCAAAAGCAGCGCCACCUAUCAAACGACUACGAACCGUCGGAGCGAUGACUAGAUCGUGCACAAGUUUGAAAGAAUCCGAAAUAUCGAAUCAAGAACCGAUCAAGACACCAAUCCCCGAUUUGUUACCGAUCAAAUCGAUCCGAAACCAAACGCCUAAAGACACCAGCGAAACCCAAGCCGAAAAACAAGAAAACUGUAUAAUCAACAUUAGUAAAACGAUUCUUCAAACCGACGAAGAGACAAUCAUUUGUAGUAACAAUAACAAGCGUCGGAGAUCGCUUAGUCACGAAUCCAUCGAUUCAAAGCGCCAAUCGCUUGACGAUAAAGUUACAGAACCCUGUAAUACCGACCCUGAUUCCGUCGACAGCUCGAUCGUGCUGUCUGAAAGCGACACCAAAGACGAGGAGGAGCCUUCGACCGAUGAAAAGGUCGAAGACGAGGAGCCAAAAACUGAGCCUAAGAUCGACGAAGAGGAGGAGGAGGAAAACCCCGCACCAAACUUAAUCGAGGACUCGUUUCCGAUUCUUCCCAAUUCGUUGAUUUUGCAGCAGGAGUCGAUCGUGUUGGAGAAGACGCUGUGCGACGCCGGGAUGUGUCUGGAGGACUCGGCGGAGAAGCUCGAGGCGAGUGUGGAGGAGUCCGAUUUAGUGAUGGCGCAGUUGACCGAAAGCAAUUUCGAAAGCGUGAGGAAUAUCGCUGAUGAUGAUGCGAAUGAGGAUAGGUUUAUCGAUGCGGAGAAUUAUGUGCUAGAGUCGGGACAGAUUACGGUCCAGGAGGCCGAUAAGGAAAAGGAGAGGACUGAGGUGGAUAUAGAGGCGACGUUGUUUGGGAACGACACAGCGCAAGCGCCAACAGAAGGCUGCUGUUGGGAUUUAGUCGAUUCGAGCACCGAGAAACUUCUAGAAGUGCCUUUGCACGCGUUAGAGUCUGUUCCUGCCGGCAUCGUCGGUCAGGAGAAUCCCACCGAACACGUCGAAGUGAUUCCGAUGCAAGAAGAACUCGAAGUGAGACUAGAACAAGGAAAUUUCCCUGUUCCAAACGAUUGGCCUUACGAUGUGAAAAUGGAUUCGGAAAUGGUGGCAGCGGCUUUGGGAACCACUGACAAUGAUAACGCCACCAACGCCACCACCACCUCCAAUAACAAACCGAACCAAAACUAUCAGGAAUUCACCGGAAAUCAAGUCAAACUCGAGCUGGAAGUGACUCUAACACCGGAAAUUAUUAGUAACGAUAGUCUCAUAACAAGUACAGUCAGUUCGAGCAAUGGAACGAAUUCGACUGUCACGCCCUCUGUUAGUAAGACAGUAACGACUGUGAUUCCGCCAACUACCAUCGUUUGUUUGCCUUCGGUUGUCAGUACUUCGUCUCUGGUGAAUCCCCCAGUUAAUGAAACGCAAUGUCCUACUUUACCGAGGCCUGGAAUGGUACAAAGUUCGAGUGCUUUACCUUAUCUGGCAUUGAGUACGAGUCAACCAAUCAGGGCUGUACCGGCACACACCAAAUCAAAACCGAAGAAUUCGCAAAGUAGUGGUUCGAAUCGAAAUAGAGGGAGCAACAAACCGCCACCGGGGGCUGUCAAUUUAGAAAGGAGUUAUCAGAUUUGUCAAGCUGUCAUUCAGAAUAGUCCCAAUAGGGAUCAGCUCAGGUGUCAGUUGAAGCCACCCCCAUCUCUUCUUGCCGCCGCCGCAGGUAACAACAACGUGAAAAAGAACGAAAACAAUAGACAAACUCAGUACAGUUCAGUGACUUCGUCUCGAGGUUCAACUAAGACGUUUACGCCCCCAUUGCCUGCCAGUGGUAACUUCCAAAUGGUGCAAAAUAAUGGCGUUAAAAACGUAGGACAGAAGGCGAGGUCAGUUCCUUAUCAACAACAGAGGCAACCAAGUCCACCUGUGGUGGUGCGACACGUCUUCACAUCAGGACAGGGAAUUCCUGUCACUAUGGCUGUGCUUCCACAACCUCCUGCCUUAAGUCCAGAAGUGGUUGAAGCCCCGAAUCCGAUGGGCGCCGUCGGCCAAUACAUCCUCGUGCAGCGCGCUGGCGUCGGCGACCACCACAACAUCCCCCGUUCGUCCAGCGCACCCCCAUCCCACCAGCAGCAGCUCCCGACGCCGAUCAACACUGGUGGCGUCUCGCAGAUAGUUUCAGUGGGUACAGCGCGCGGUCGUCCGGCCAGUGUCGACGCGGACCAUCCGAUCCUUCAACAGCAGCCACCGCCCCAGCCGCCACAAUCGAACGACUUUAUUGUUCAGUGUCCGAAUCCGGGCACUCAAGCGGUCACGCGCAGACAGAGACUGCCUUCCGGUGUAGUGUACGGCGACGUAAGCGUUGAGAAUCAAAUGCAUAAUUAUACGAUCAUUGGCGGCGAGAUGGUUGACCAUCCGGGGGCGGCGAUGCAGCCGAUGCAAAUGAUGCCGAAGCGGACGACGGACAAUUGCGCGUGCAGUCUGAAAGCGAUGGUCGUAUGUAAAAAGUGCGGAGCGUUCUGUCACGACGACUGUAUUGGACCGAAUAGACUUUGUCGUACGUGUUUUAUACGGUAGGUUGGAUUGUGUGAGAGAUUAUUUGUUGGUAACGGUCAAUCAGGGUAAAAGCGUAGAUAACAGGUCGCACUCAAGAUACAUAGAAGUUUAUGGUACGUCAACUUAACGUCAAAACGAGAGUACGAAAGCAGCAUAGAAUAUGAAAGCAAUCAAAUUAAAUUGAAACAGACGGCACCACGGUAGGCGAAGGACUAUCAGUUUUGUUGACGAUGCUGUCAGCAUUCUCAAGCAAAGUAAAAUUUACAAUAAAGAAGCUUAAAUUGAUAAGAAAAUAACUUGAAAAACGUUAAUUUUCUGAGUGUUGAAGGUAUUAGACUUUCUUGACCAGUCAUCUUAAUAGGGAAAAUUCUGUAAAACUCAGCGGCAAAAAGUCUACCAUUCUUUCACGUUACCAACUUACCUUAUAGAAGAAUAGUGUUGAAGUUUCAGGCACAAAAUAGUUCAGACAAGGUUUAUAGCAGCACAAAUUUAUUAUCUAUCUCUCCCUAGUACGGCCCCUACGGGGAUGACAGGUCAAGAAAGACUUGAUACCCCCAAGAGGCUCAGUAAAUUAACGUUUUCCAAGUUAUUUUCUUAUCAAUUUAAGCAUCUUUUUUGUAAAUUUUACUUUUGCAUGAAAAUGUUGACAGCACUGUCAACCGUGGCCGACGAAAAUGACAUUUCGCUUCACUCAUGUGGCCGUUUCACUGGACAUGAAAUUCUGAUUCAGAUCAGAAGGCCUUGAAGCGGCCGGCAUGUAGAGCCCUCUACAGGCAGAAUAGCAGAAUAAAACCGCGAAAUUCGAAAAAUUUCACCGUUACUUAGUUACUUUUAAAUAAUAUACAUUUGAAGGGGCAUUGUUGUGACUGUUCAGCUCUUGACACUUUUCAAGCACUUUUCUUAAUUUAAUAAUCUCGCUCUGAGUUGUUUUUUUCGUUGUUUCUUGCAAUUGUGUUUUUUCUUAGAUUUGGUUCAAUGGUUAAACGUAAGUGUUUCGCCUGGAGUAACCCGAAUAAAUCUUUGUUUAAAAUCUCAAGCAAUAGUUAGGUUAUUACUUAGUAGAAACAACCAAUAUACGAGGGGAGUUCAAAUAUAAACCGGAAUUUGUUCAUAAUUUUUUAUUGAAACAAAAUUUUAACAAAACUUUUUAGAGUUUUAAAACUACCAAAGGAAUGGCGUAUGCGCAGGGAGGUAGAGGAAGAAUAUGUGAAAAAGUUGUUUGAAAUUAAAAUUCCAGUUUAUUUUUGAACUCCCUAGGUAUUUUAAUGUAUUUUUUCUUUUAAUCAAAAGCUUAAAAGAUUACGUGUAAUACUAAACUUUGCGUAAACCAUUUUCACAGCAAAUUAUUGACCACUUAUGUCUUUUUUUCUGUUUUACUCAUUGCAGUAAGCGUUGUACGUAUUAAGUAUCUUAGGCCAUCACAUCAGUCACUGGAAAAGCUCAUUAUUAUUAUAGCUUCUCGGGGUGUGAUUCUACGUACUCUUUAUCGUAUUGGGAUUCAAUUAGACAUUUCCAAAAGAACAAAUUUAACUUCUAUUGCUGAAAAACUUCUUUGGAAGCUAUUUUAACUCACCAUCUUGGUCUUAACGCAUAUAUGAGCAAAUUAUUUAAUUUUUUUAACAGAUAACAUUUGGUAUGACGACGAAAUCACAACGCUUUACAGCUAAAAUUUGAAACUCAAACGAGGGUAGAGGUCGUAAUCUGCCGUGCAAUUGGAAAUGUCAAAUAGAAUCAAUUUCACGAUGGAAACUAGGCUUAGUGGCACGGCCAAAUGAGUGAAGCGAAAUGUCAUUUUCGUGGGCCACGCUGUCAACGAAACUGUGGUGCCAUCUGAUUCAACUUAAUUUAACAGCUUUCGUGCUCUCGACUUUGGCGGCGUUUUUACGUUAAGUUGACGUACAUACCAUACACUUUUAUGUAUCUUGGUCGCACUCAAGACCAUUUGUUUGGGGUUUGUGAUAUUUUUCUCAUAGCGUGUAUAUUUAGUUUUAUUUAAUUUGAUUACUGAUUUUAUUUUCAAAAAAUUAUUUCCAAGACGUACGUACUUUAAGCAGAAAUGCAAAAAUAGUUAUUUAUUAUAUGAGCAGAUAAAGUUUGUGUUUAAGGGCGGUGCCUCGUAACGAAAACUAAAUGAACUUGUUUAACCAACAGAUGUCUAGCAAGAGCUCGUAUUCCAAGGAAAAUGAUAUAAAGGAUAGCACUUGUGAAACAACACUGCGACAAAAAAUUAUCAAGGCUUUUGCCAUUUUAUUCGAAAUCGAGUCGAUUGUAAAUCGCUAUCUGGGGCCUGUUUCAUAAAAAUUUAUAAGUUGAUUUCUAUAAGUCACAAGUUUACUACAGUGGAACUCGAUUAUAACGAACACUCAAGGGGCUUUAGAAUUUGUUCGUUAUAAGUAACCGAUCGUUGGUCCUAACCGAUCAUAGUCUCUAUGAGUAAUUUUCAAGUUAAAUGAAUUCUAAAGUUUGGAAUAGAUACACGAAAUAAAGUAUUAAUCUAAUUUUAUUACGAAACAAUUUAAUAAUUUAUAAUUUUGUGCCUGUCGGAAUGUUGCUGUAAUGUCGGAAAGGAUUUCUGUUUCUUAGAACGUAACAAAAAUGCACGUGUGCUAACUGAAUCGUAAACUGCUUUCUUUUGUCUAAAUACAGUGUGUUUAACACAAUUUUACGACUCUUGCGUCUAAUAAUGUACGCACCCAAAUCUAAAGUCCAUCUGGUAUUAAAACCAACUGUCAAAUUGUUUCAACGUUGGCAACUCCAUUUAAAAUUGGUCGUCCAGGCUUCGUUUCUAUAGCAAUAUCGCAGGGUUCCAACAUAAUUUCAAAAUUUUUGACAUUGACAAUUGAUUUAAAAAAAGAAUGAGGUAUACAAACGUCACAAAACAGUAGAUACAAACAAUACACAUGGAAUUAUUUAAUUUUUGGAAACGUAUGACGUCUUCAUAAGUAAGAUUUUGAUUUGAUGAACCUGGCAACGGUUCUCUUCUGGUGUAAGUUUUGAUAUUUUAAUGAUUGACGAGAAUAAUUAUUUUAACGUAAAAAAUAAUUGAAUAAAGGCAAGCUACAGAGGCAAAAAUUCAGUGUAGUCGAUUUCCGUGCAAUGAAGUGUACAGGGUGCUGCAUUUUGGAUAUCCGAAUAGGGAAUCUCCGAAACUAAGAAGUUAAAAGAAAAACGAGUGACACAUUCUCCGUUUUUUGAGAAAAUAAUUUUGAUCAAAACCCCGUCCUGCAAUCGUCUUUUGUUCUCGAAUUAUAAACGAAAGUUGAAUAUUAGCAAAAUAUAAAAAAUUAAUAUCUUCCAUAUUAUAAAAGGUACACAUUUGAAACAAAAACAUUACGGAGAAUUUAAUAAUGCUAUCAGCAAUUUUUUUUAAUCAUGCGUUUAGCUGUAAUAACUAAUAACAUAAAGUUGUAUUAUUUUAAAUAGGAAUCAUAGUUGUUUAUGACAUUUUCGAAAAGUUUACUUUUUUUGAUUUAAUAUUCCUAUUUGUGUAAUACAUUAUUUUAAAUAAUUAAGGUAAAACAUAACAUUUUUUUCUUUUUAGUAGGCCUUGAAAAAAUAUUGGGUUUUUAAUUAAAACUGAAAAAUGUGUUACCCAACAAGUAUUUUUAAAUUUCAUGAUUUUUUUAAACACUAAUGAAUUCAAAAACAGCAUAAUAUAUUAAUUAAUAAAAAUUAUUUGUUUUUAGAUUUAAAAUGGCAAGGUUACAUUGUCAUUCUAUUUUCUAAUUAAAAAUGAAAUGCCGGACAAAGAAAAAUUCUAUUAAUUGUAUGAUUGCCUGUUAAUAAUUUUUUUUACAAAAUCCAAACACCAAAAUCAAAUCUUUCUGCGGUCACAAAAUACAUAUCAUUAUCAACGUCGCCUCCAUUGCACUUCACUAAAUCAUAAAACAGUGUCAUCAAAUGUCAUCAUUUUUAAUUUUCUGCACAUUUUUUAUGUAAUUAAAAUUUGUGACGAUCGUAUAUUUGUUUAAUUGAAAAUAACUUUGACUUAGCUUAUUUUUGUAAUUUCACAAUUGUUACUUUAACCGUUCACAAAAUUUCAAGUUUAUUCUCACCUUUUAUGUGAAAUAAUUUUUUCAUAGUCAACUACUUUCAAAUAUUUUAAAUACAUUUUUUUAUUAAAAGCAUAAAAAUAUCAAACUGUAUUUAUAUUCCUAUUGAAGAAAAUAAAACUUUAUGUUAUUACAGCUAAACUAAAGGUUAAAAAAAUCGCUGAUAACAUAAUUAAAUAUCCGUAAAAAAGUGUUUCUAUAAUGUCUGUAUUCAAAUGUUUCAAAUGUGUAUCUUUUAUAUUAAGAAAGAUAUGAUUUUUUUAAGUUUCCGCUAAAAUGUCAACUUUUGUUUAUAAGUUGAAAACAAAAGACGAUAGCGGGAAGCGGUUUUGACCAAAAUUAUGUUCUCAAAAAAACGGACCAGAGAAUGUGUCACACUUGUUUCUAUCGAAACCUCUUAGUUUCGGAGAUUUCCUAUUCGGACAUCCAAAAUGCAGCACCCUGUACAUCUGCAAUUUUUAGAAAAGUUGAACCUGUCGCUGCUUGGCCGCUUUUAGCUUUUUGUGAAUUUUAGGUACUGUUUCAAGCAACUAAGCAGUAUCCAAGCAACCAUACUUUUCUUUUUAAAUCAAAAACGCACAGCAAUAUUUGAUCUAAUUUUCAAUGAUUUUUAUUUCGAAAACGAAAAGACUCGGCCUGCGCCUCGCCAAAUAAUAUUCAUUCUCAUAAAAAAAGUCUUAGUUCACGGCCUUUUAACAUAAAUAACUAUUUUGGUACACGCUCCCUAAGAUGGUUACUUUGGAAACUGCUUUGACUCCGCAAAAUGCACAAGUACUUAAAGUCGUCAUAGCAACAUUAUGCGGACUCUAAUUUAUUUAUUAUUCGACAAAACAAUAAUUAUUGUUUCAAUAAAUUAGUCGUUGCUAUGACUAUCGGUCGACUGCACUUGAGGGUGAAUUGGAAAUGUAAAGAAUUUUACAAUUUUGUUCUUUUAAAGAGCUGGUACCAAAAAAGUUUGUAUGCAAUACUUUCGCAAAAUAGUUUUAACGGACUCAUCUCAUUAUUCGUCGAUUCGUCCGCUAAAAGUCCAUUUUACGGAUUUGCUACGUAAAUAACUAUUAUCUCAAAACUCGAAUCCGAGACUAAUAACCACUGGUAACUGACGUAUGGGGUUUCACAAACCCCAGCCAAAUUAAACGUGUCACAAAACUAAAUGCAACAUAAUGUCAUCAUGUUAGCGAUGUAUGUAUACUUAAAGAAACGAUUAUUUCAGAAAGUUAUCGAAAAGGGUAGUCACGUAAAAAUACAGAUUUCGAAAAUACCACAUUUUAAAAUCGCUUGGGGUUUGUCCAUAGGGUUUGUCACACCCCACAGGGGAGCUUUCAAGCCUAGAAAAGUACACUCACAGAACCGGACGUUACCCGAAACGUAAAACGACAGAACCGUAAAUUAUAAAAACGCACUUCAAAAUAAAAAUAAAUGUACAGAAACGUAAUCACUAGAAACGCACAUUGACAUAAUAUGGUCAAGACAGAAUGUGUCUGUGACAGAAUCGUUAUUGCACAGAACCGUAAGCGACAGAAUAGUAACCGACAGAAAAAUACAAAAAUGUAUCAGCAGUUGGCUUAAUCUUAAUUGCAGUUUUGUAGAUUCACCGCCGUAUUUCAUGAUUUUUUUUUUCAGUGGAAAAAUUGUAACCUCAAAUUCACACACAAUAAUUUACUGUUUUUUUUUGAACCCAGCAUCGGCUGUGACCUGAUACUUAUGGGCUGUAGUUAGUUACGCAAUUGUUUUAUUAACACUUUGUUAUCAGAAAAUCAAAAACAAAAUCUUUAUCACUUUUUAUCCACUUUCAAAGUCCAACAAAAAACACUUUAUAAUCAUGAAAAACCGAAAAACCGCACAACCAAAAGCAACAGUAGUGUUUACCACCACAUACUUUUAAACUGACUCUCUCUAAUGUAAGGAAUUAACAGGAUACAUGCAGAAUUGCUAAAUAAUUCAUUAAAUGAGGAAUUACGAAAAUUUCGUUACUGCUUUCGGCAAGUACGAAGUGUCGUCACCAAAGGGCGUCCAGUUAAUUUUAUUCUUAAAAGAAAAUUUUUAGAAGUCCGGACUUGUUCUUUUUUCUAGGCGUUUUUUAAGUUGCUAAUGGGAACAAUUAUUCGGCAAUUAUGUCUUGUGUGACGAUCGUCAAAAGUCUCUUUUCCAUACAGUUUAUUGCACACGAAAUCAUAAAAAAAGUUUCGCCUUCUUAAAUUAAAUUUGGGUGCUAUUUCUUAAAUCAGUUUGCGGAAUCCUAUUCCUUCUACGAAAUUAAAUGGUAAAUUAAAUUAGUUAUCUCUUCGCUAAGUUUAAACAUUAAUUAAUUAAAUAUAAAACAUGUAAAUUUCAUCAACAUGUCAUUUCAUUAUUGAAAUAACUCAUAAGAUAAAGCACUGUUUAGUGCACGAGGGCCGUAAGCAUUUUACUGAUGCUGUAGUUUAUUUCAGUUUUAUAAUAACACACGAUUCGAGUUUUUGAGGACAGUUGACUUAGAAGCGAUGAUUUUCUUUCAAAAAUAUAAUUCUUUACUUUUUUUGUAUCUUUAAAAUUUGUAUUUUUUUCUCAUGUUUGUUGUGGGAAUUUUAGUUGUCAAUUGUUUUCAGCUUAUUAGUAAGACUUUACAAAAUACCAAAGGUCCUUUUAACUCUUAUUUAUUAUUAUGUUACAGCUGUUACGGUCGUUACACCAUCAUCAGACCUACAAAAAAUUCGUUACGUACUGUAAAAUUAUUAACAAUUAAAAACGGCCGAAACAGCUGUAAAAUAAUUAAUAAUAAAUACAAAUUAAAAGGCCCUUUGGUGUUUUAUUAAGUAAUUAAUUAACUCUUACAAUGGAGAAAAUAAACUUCUACUAUUAAUAAGAAUUUGAUGCUUCUCUUUCCUAUUUUUUUUAAAAAGUUAAAAGUUCUAAAACAUUAAGAGCCGGUUUACAGAAAAUUUUAAUUGCAAUUAAAUUUUAAUCGCGAUUAACUUGACAUUUGUCAAUGCAUAUUAAAUGGCAACUGAAUUCGAAUUAGUUUAAUUUCAAAUUAAAUCUUAAUUUCGCUUUCUGUAAACCGACCCUAAGAGCCGGUUUACAGAAAAUUUUAAUUGCAAUUAAAUUUUAAUCGCGAUUAACUUGACAUUUGUCAAUGCAUUUUAAAUGGCAACUUAAUUCGAAUUAGUUUAAUUUCGAAUUAAAUCUUAAUUUCGCUUUCUGUAAACCGACCCUUAGAGCCGGUUUACAGAACAUCUUAAUUGCAAUAAUAUUUUAAUCGCAAUUAACUUGACAUUUGUCAAUGCAUUAUAAAUGGCAACUUAAUUCAAAUUAGUUUAAUUCUGAAUUAAAUCUUAAUUUAGCUCACAGGACCGGUUUACAGAACAUUUUAAUCGCAAUUAAAAUUUAAUCGACAUUAAUUUGAGAUUUGUCAAUGCAUUUUAAAUGGCAACUUAAUUCGAAUUAGUUUAAUCUUGAAUUAAAUAUUAAUUUUGCUUUCUGUAAACCGACUCUUAGGUCCAGUUUAUAGAAAGCUUCAUCAAAUUUUAAUGCGUUGUUAAAAGUUAACAACGCGAAUAGACCAAUCAAAUUGGCUCAGUUUCGUCACGUGAUCCGUUAAUCACACAUUUAAUUGCGAAUUAAAUUAAUGACGCUUCUAUAAACCGGUCCUUAGUGAACUACUCGUACUAGUCUAUUUUAAAUUUGGAGCCAAGACGGUUUAACUUUCGAAGCGCCUUCAUUUUUAUUAGCGACACAAAUUUUUUUAAUGCAAAAGAUGGAAUUAUUUUGUAUCUCGAUUCGCAUGCUACAGACUGAUCCAGAAAUACUGGAGUCUGUUGGCAACACUGGAUGUGAAUUUAAAAAAAUACCAAUGGAGUACGCUUCCAGUUAACAACAAUUUAAUAGUGUUGUGGGGUCCGAGUUCUAGAUAAUUUUUAAAGUAAAAUCGAACAGAUGAGAUAUGGCGUGAAUUUUCUAGUCAAAUAUGAGUAACUAGUAGUAGUAACAAAAGUUGAUAGUAACAUACCAAUGGCAAAAUGGCAUUUACGUUCAGGUCAAGGUGUUUUCAUGAGUUGGAUCCGUAUUCAAAUCGAUUUGAAUCCUCAUGAAAACAUACUAAGUAGUCUAAAGCCCUAUUCGAACUAUCGAAAAAUAUAAAAAUCUGACAUGCUCAUGGGUCAUGUUAGGACAUUUUCCGAUUUUUUUGAAAGUAAUUAAAAAUUCAAACGGAUCGUUAAAAAAUAAUCAGCAAAGUUUUUACUUCGUAAUUUCCUUUUAACUAAAAAACGAGCCCUUAUCAUUAUCAUUUGUAUAUACAGUGCUUCGUACUUAUAUCAAGCACAUAUUGAAAAAGCUAGACCUUGUUUACGAUCUUAUCGCGCAAAGCCUAAUAAUUCCGGUAUACUCUAUAUGGUUUAAUGUAAAAAAAGAUAGUCAAAAACUCAAUUUUCGAAACUGAAUAUCUCUGAAACUGGACGCUCGAUCUCUCUUGUUUUUAAUUAUUCGAUACGUAAUUUCUUAAAUGAAAAUCUGUCUUUGCUUCGAAAUUUUUGGAUCGAUAACACCAUCGUCAACAACUGCAAUUUCAUGGUUCUUAAAGUAUUACGAUCUGUUAUCUACAAGCAGAAUCUUUAUGGUUGUUAAUUUUAUUACAUUACAGUUGUCUAACAAUAGUUUAUCAACGUUCUAUAUACAGAAAAAGUUGAACGUUGAUGACUUUCUAUUCCGUACUAAUUUAUAUUGUCAGACAGCUGCUUUUCAUUUAAUGGGACAUUAUAUUGUUUAUACUCAGCAGCUUUGUGCGAUUAAAUUGAAGCAGAAUCGUUACCAACAAAUAAAAAAGUGAAAUUGUACUGUGGUAUAUUGAACAAUGUAACAAAGAAGACUUGGUUCAUAGUGAUUUUUAAUAUUAGUUUUUAAAAUUUAUAUUGUAAUUUACAACAUAGUGAGGACUAUUUUACUUAAUGCUUGUACAUGUGAAUAAGAAUACUCUGGUUCGUCACCGAUUUACAUUUUUUUAAUUGUAUAAAUUAUUUUAGUCUGUUACAUAUCAUACACUUCAUUUUAUAAUAUAAUAUACUUUAUUUUUGUUUAUUUAUUUAUUAUUGUGCCGCUCCGACGUUUGUUUUUAUUUAUUAUUAGAAGUCUUCCAGCGUUUUGAUAAAGAAAAAAAAUUGAGAAAUAAAUUUGUAGCUUGGUGUCCUUUUUCAGUGUACUCUAGAUCAAAAAAAAUGGUCCCUCAAAUGACCGGUUUUUUCGAUCAUACGGUAUUUUUACUUUCUCACAAACUGAAAUGUACUACCUCAGGUAUAUUCGAGUAUACUUUUCGAUUUUUGCUAAGGUUUUAUAAGCGUCUCUAGUGCAAUAAAUUGUUUUUGUCGCAUAACGCCACUGGAAAAACAAACAAAUUUUGUGUGAUUUCUUAAAUUUGUAGCAUAAUGCUUUUUAAAAAUAGUGUUAUUGUUAGAUUCUAGAGAAAUGUGUAAAGUGAUUUUUUCCCAUGUGUUAUUACUACAUGCUGGAACUGAGGAAUACACGUCUCAAAAAAAUCAGUGAUGGGAUAGAAACAGAUAUUUACUUGUUUUUCCCAGACCCUCCAUGUAGUCCAUUUUCUUGUACAGUUUUUAUAGCAUUGCCCUUCAUUUUCUCAAACCCUGUAAAUAAUCUGCGAUAAUUUGAAAUAAAAACAGUACUUGUUUUA
Messenger RNA from Tribolium castaneum (red flour beetle), 13346 nucleotides. RefSeq names its product Additional sex combs (gene Asx). Gene Ontology annotation, biological process: positive regulation of transcription by RNA polymerase II; animal organ morphogenesis. The record is from RefSeq and is a predicted model, not a curated record. Bases 288 to 3653 code for a protein of 1121 amino acids. Gene Ontology annotation, molecular function: chromatin binding; DNA binding. NCBI's taxonomy places the organism in Eukaryota, Metazoa, Arthropoda, Insecta, Coleoptera, Tenebrionidae. Gene Ontology annotation, cellular component: PR-DUB complex. The transcript is spliced from 4 exons.